AUGCGACCCACACCAUCAAUAUUCAUCAUUGCUCAUCUGUUGAUCACUUGUUCUUUUGCCCUAGUAUUAUUGGUUCAAACCACCACACCAAAUGAGAACCCGUUUGGAAUUUCAUUGCAAUUUCAAGAAGUAAGAGAUGAACUCGACAACGACAAGUACUAUCAUCAAGGAAGAAUUAUUUUCAACAAUGCACCAGUCGAAGAUCCAGACGAGCUUCGCAAAAUAUUUAUCACCAAGGCACCACCUCCUCAUGUGACAGCAGAUUUCGAAGCAAGAAGUGUGGAGUGUUCAACAGUCAUUGGCCAUUUGGGCUCGUCCAUUUUCGACACAAAGACAACCCACGGAUAUGCUCAAUGCAGAAAAUUAAUGGAAUGCAUGGUCACGUAUUGCAAACAAGAUUUGCACGUCUUGAUUGGUUUUCUGAAUCAGGAAACGUUGGUGCUGGACAUUCCGAAUGGAAAAUCUCCAAUCAAUGUUGCCUUCGAAAAGAUUGAGAACUUCCUUUCAAAGAGUUUUCCAAAUUACAAGAGUGAAAAUGAUUUAAUUCUUCUCUCAUGUCGACAAGGUGAUGGAGACGGUAUGAAUCAAAACAAGCCAAUUCUAGCAGCAAAUGGAAAUGUUUACAAAAAUCAAUGUGUGGCAGCAAUGGAAAAUGCUCCUCAACCUUUUACGGAAUUAAGUCUCGAGAGGAGUCCACCCUAUUUGCAACAACCCAACUUGGACUCCAAUAGAAUUCCAAGCAGGAGAAUUCUAUUAAGACAUUACCUGCAGAUUGCUGUUAAAGUGGUGAAAUUCCUCUCAAACUAUUUGAAGGAUCAAUGUUUGUUCAGUACAGACGUGAGAGUGUUGCAAAUGGCUGAACAUCAUUUGGAAUUGGCUCUUCAAGAAUUAUUGUCGUAUCCUGUAGAUGUCAUGCAAGACUCUUCAUCGACAUCCAAUUCAAGAAGGGUGGUUAUUCCAAUUCAGGACUUGGAUUUGAGUCGUGAGGUUAUUCAGCAGUUGAAAGAUAUUUUGUUGAAGGUUGUUAAAAUGUUGGUGUGA
Naegleria fowleri is the source of this 1041-nucleotide messenger RNA. RefSeq lists its product as uncharacterized. NCBI's taxonomy places the organism in Eukaryota, Heterolobosea, Eutetramitea, Acrasida, Naegleriidae. The transcript has a single exon. The record is from RefSeq and is a predicted model, not a curated record. The coding region runs from base 1 to 1041 and encodes 346 amino acids.